CACUAGUCCAGGUAGGUGAUUAGAAAUUAAUUUCAGCCAUUAAUUUGGGUCAUGUCUGGGUAGUUGGGCCCGUACAAGGUUCAUUUCGCGAAACCGAACGAGACAAAUGUAUAUUUGUAACAACAGAAAAAACAAAAAAAAAACAAAAAAAUUGUUGGCCGAAUAACAGAAACACCCUAUUAUUCUGUACUAGAAAAUAGUUUUUAAAAACAAUUAAAAGUUAAAACUUGGAAUAAAAUCAGGAGGAAGCUUCCCCAAGUAUUUUGACCAAAAAAAAAAAAAAAAUCUUCCCCAAGUAUAUUCAUAACUCUCUUCCGUUUUUCAUUCGCCGAGUCCCUCUCUCUCGCUUGCCAUCUCACAUCAGAAAGCCUCUCUCUCCGUCUCGCUAGGAACCAAUAUGUCUUUGAGCAACGAGGAAGACGUCUCGAGCAACUUUGGAUGCAACAUAUGUCUUGAAAUGGCGAGAGAACCGAUCGUGACACUAUGUGGUCAUUUGUUUUGUUGGCCUUGUCUUUACAAAUGGAUCCAUUUCCAUUCCCAGUCGAAGCAUUGCCCCGUUUGCAAAGCUCCCGUCAAGGAAGACAGUUUGGUUCCUUUGUAUGGAUCCGGUAAGCCAUCUUCUGACCCGAGAUCCAAGCCCGCAGCUACAAUCCCUGAUCGACCUGCUGCACCUAGGCUUGAAACCGCUCGUCCUCGGCUCCGACAAAGACAUCAUCAUGAGUCUAAUUUCUUUGGAGGGUUUGCUUCAGUUCCAGGUGGUGCACGGUUCGGGAACUUCUUGUUGUAGAGUACGUAUCUUGACGAAGCCGAGUAGUCACGGUGUUCUGUUUUAGACAAUUAAUGUUUUUAUAAAACUACACAUUGGUUACAAAUUUUGUUUCUGAGCUCCAUUUUUCUACAUCUUAUGUUCUCGUAUAAUAAAGUUUUGAAUUAAUUUGAGAUAUUUGAUUGUUCGGUCUUCGUCAUAAGCUCUUUCUCUCGUGUUAUAUGUGCAUAUUGAUCUCUACAUGAAUGUUGAUUACAUACCAGGAGCCCAUAGACCUUUUUCAUUUCUAUAUUCACAUUUGAAUGCAUUUCUAUGAGAUCCAUCCCGACUGUAUUUUUUGUGUCAUGCUCUCGUAAAUCUUUUUCCCUAAAGUUAUGUGCAUAAUUUGCUUUUUCUUGAAUUCGAAAUUCAUAUAUUCUAGUGUAGAAGCAUUAAUUUGCUUGUAUUUUCAUUAAUUUGCUUUAAUUCAUAUCUUUUUUGUGAAUGCAUUAUCCGAGUCGUGCUUUGAAAUCCAUUUCGACUGUAUUUUUGUGUCAUGCUGAAAAUCUUUUGUAAAUCAUUUUUUUUAAAACUAUGUGCAUAAUUUGCUUCUUUUUUUUUUUGAAACUCGAAAUUCAUAUAUUCUAGCGUAUAAACAUUAAUGAACUUUUAAAUCACUAGACUAACGGACUUCUAAUCAGGGCCGGAUCUGGACCAAGCCCAUUGAAACAUUGGCUUUAGGCCCCCAAAAAUUUUAGACAAUUUUUAUAUGGGUAAAGGCCCCCAAAUCAUCACAAAUUUUUUUUUUAUAAAUGUUCUUAAAAAAUGUUUAAGGCCCCCAUAUUCUCAGAGAUCCGGCCCUGCUUCUAAUUACCCUAGAGACCUUAUGUCAAAUAAUUGUUUCAAUACAACAUAAAAGUCAUUGUCUAACUCGAUAAACCAACCAAGCGAUGGUAGAUUGGUAGGAAAAAAAUAUGACUUAGGACAAGAUGCAAAUCCAUUAGUUAUGAAUUGGAAUUAUGUCAUGAACAAAAUUUCUA
Brassica napus (rape) is the source of this 1785-nucleotide messenger RNA. Its product is annotated as E3 ubiquitin-protein ligase RMA1H1. Bases 398 to 787 code for a protein of 129 amino acids. Gene Ontology annotation, biological process: ubiquitin-dependent protein catabolic process. The transcript has 2 exons. Gene Ontology annotation, cellular component: endoplasmic reticulum. Gene Ontology annotation, molecular function: metal ion binding; ubiquitin-like protein conjugating enzyme binding; ubiquitin protein ligase activity. NCBI's taxonomy places the organism in Eukaryota, Viridiplantae, Streptophyta, Magnoliopsida, Brassicales, Brassicaceae. The record is from RefSeq and is a predicted model, not a curated record.